Molecule: messenger RNA, 1098 nt
Organism: Penicillium malachiteum
Lineage: Eukaryota; Fungi; Ascomycota; Eurotiomycetes; Eurotiales; Aspergillaceae
Product: TFIIH/NER complex subunit TFB3
Exons: 3
Coding region: 1-1098 (365 amino acids)
Biological process (GO): positive regulation of cyclin-dependent protein serine/threonine kinase activity; regulation of transcription by RNA polymerase II; nucleotide-excision repair
Cellular component (GO): transcription factor TFIIH holo complex
Molecular function (GO): cyclin-dependent protein serine/threonine kinase activator activity
Source: RefSeq, a predicted model, not a curated record
AUGGCUUCCAAGGAUGAUAUCGACCGUCGAGAUGAGGACGAGGUCUGUCCCGUCUGCAAAUCCUCUCGAUAUCUCAACCCGAACAUGCGGUUCCUCAUCAAUCCAGAAUGUUACCACAAGAUGUGCGAGUCCUGCGUGGAGCGAAUAUUCUCCUCCGGUCCCUCGAACUGCCCAGUAGCUGGCUGUCGGAAGACGCUGCGCAAGCAACGAUUCCGGGCACAGACAUUCGAGGACAUCGGGGUAGAGAGGGAAGUGGAUAUCCGGCGACGAGUGAUGCACAUUCUAAACCGCCGUGAAGAAGAAUUCGACUCUAAACGUGCUUACGAUGACUUCCUCGAACAACGCGAAGAUAUGAUCGCCAACCUAGUCUCCCGCAUUGAUGUCUCCAGAACAGAAGCCCAACUCCAGAAGUACGCAUCCGAGAACAUGCAGUCCAUCCGCACAAACCAAGCACUGGAGGAACAAGAGGCAUCCUCCUUCCAAGCCCGCAUGACGCAAGAACAAGAAGAAGCGCGCCUCCGUCGCCAACUAGCCCGCGAACAACUCGAAAACGAGCGCCGCGAGAUACAAGCAAGCCGCGAGGAUAUGCUAAACAGAUUAGCUUCGGGAUCAAGUGCUGAUGCCGCGGCUAUCGCUCGUGAGGGUCACAAGGUGAUGUUGAAGAAGUCGUCAGCGAGACGAAGUGAGGAGGAUCGAAUCCGACAGAAGCAGGCUGCCCUGCGGAGCGAGAUGAAGCGUGGAUCUGGUGCUGGUGAAGUGGGAGGUCCGUCUGACUCGGGUCUUAUUAAGGGUCUGCGGAGGAUUAAGACGCCUGAGCCGGAGAAGCCUUAUGAUCCGUUUAUGGGGUACGUUCCGGAGAAGAGGGAUUACUAUACCUUACAGCCGUUCUAUCCGUCUACAUAUCUCGAUCGGAUCAGGAAUGAUACGCGCAUGGCGGCUGGUGGCUAUGAUCUGCGGGAGUACUACUCACGUACCAUGUUAGAGGCUUUUGCAGGGUUGGGAUGCUUUGUUGGGGAAGAGGUUUCGCGGCGAGAUGCUGGAGUUGAUGUGAAGCCUGCUGCGACAGCUGGUGCUGCAAUGGCAGCAGGUGGCAAUUAG